AUGCGAUUAUCCCAAUUCUCCAACCUAUUCCGAGCUUUCUUUACAUUUUCUACUUUGACUAGGGUUCGUCCUUUGACUCAUCAAUCACUACGCUACAACACGACACCAUUGAAGUCUAUGCCGACUAUUCCAUUCAUAGGAAGUCUUUUCAGCUCAAGUUCUAGCCAAUCAAACAAUAUGUCGUAUCCAGACCAGAGAACACCUGACGAGUGGCGCGCUGUUCUCACUAAAGAGCAAUUUAGAAUUCUCAGAGAAAAGGGCACCGAGGCGCCAGGGUCUGGGAAGUACGAUAAAUUUACCUCCGAUUCUGGAGUGUAUGCUUGUGCAGGCUGUAACGCGCCCCUAUACAAGGCAAAUCACAAAUUCAAGUCUGGUUGCGGCUGGCCUGCGUACUUUGACAGCAUUCCCGGGGCUGUAACAAGGCAUACUGAUAGCUCAUGGGGUAUGGAAAGAACAGAAAUUUGCUGCGCUAAUUGCGGUGGUCAUCUUGGUCAUGUCUUCAAGGGAGAGGGAUAUCCAACCCCAACAGAUGAGAGACACUGUGUUAACAGUAUCAGCUUAAACUUCUCCCCAGAAGAUAAACCUGCCCAAGGAGGAGAGAAAUAG
Daldinia childiae is the source of this 606-nucleotide messenger RNA. Its product is annotated as Peptide methionine sulfoxide reductase B2, chloroplastic. The transcript is spliced from 2 exons. The record is from RefSeq and is a predicted model, not a curated record. NCBI's taxonomy places the organism in Eukaryota, Fungi, Ascomycota, Sordariomycetes, Xylariales, Hypoxylaceae. Gene Ontology annotation, molecular function: peptide-methionine (R)-S-oxide reductase activity. The coding region runs from base 1 to 606 and encodes 201 amino acids. Gene Ontology annotation, biological process: protein repair; response to oxidative stress.